GUCAUGUGAUCCGCUUCCCUGCUCCUUUAAGCGUCCACAGGCAGCGGAGCGGCCACAAUCACAGCUCCGGGCAUUGGGGGAGCACGAGCCGGCCGCGCCGGGGGAAUCCGUGCGGGCGCCUUCCGUCCCGGUCCCAUCCUUGCGCUCCCGCACCCCUGAACUUUUGCAGCGCCCUGGAAGGAGGCGAGGGAGAAGGGAGCGUGAAAGGAGAGGGAGCAAAAAACACACCCUAAAACAUUUAUUUCAAGGAGAAAAGAAAAAAGGGGGCGCAAAAAUGGCUGGGGCAAUUAUAGAAAACAUGAGUACCAAGAAGCUGUGCAUUGUUGGUGGGAUUCUGCUUGUGUUCCAAAUCAUCGCCUUUCUGGUGGGAGGCUUGAUUGCUCCAGGACCCACAACGGCAGUGUCCUACAUGUCAGUGAAAUGUGUGGAUGUCCGUAAAAACCACCACAAGACCAAAUGGCUAAUGCCUUGGGGACCCAACCAGUGUGACAAGAUCCGAGACAUCGAGGAAGCGAUUCCAAGAGAAAUCGAAGCCAAUGACAUUGUGUUUUCCGUCCACAUUCCCCUCCCCGCCAUGGAGAUGAGUCCCUGGUUCCAGUUCAUGCUGUUUAUCCUGCAGCUGGACAUUGCAUUCAAGCUGAACAACCAAAUCAGAGAAAAUGCAGAAGUUUCCAUGGAUGUUUCCCUGGCUUACCGUGAUGAUAUGGUUGCUGAAUGGACUGAAAUGGCCCAUGAGAGAGUGCCCCGGAAACUCAAAUGUACCUUCACCUCCCCCAAGACCCCAGAGCAUGAAGGCCGUUACUAUGAAUGCGAUGUCCUUCCCUUCAUGGAAAUCGGGUCUGUGGCUCAUAAGUAUUACCUUCUAAACAUUCGACUGCCUGUGAAUGAGAAGAAGAAAAUCAACGUUGGGAUUGGAGAGAUAAAAGAUAUUCGGUUGGUGGGAAUUCACCAGAAUGGAGGCUUCACCAAGGUGUGGUUCGCCAUGAAGACCUUCCUUACGCCCAGCAUCUUCAUCAUUAUGGUGUGGUACUGGAGGAGGAUCACCAUGAUGUCUCGACCCCCAGUGCUUCUGGAAAAAGUCAUCUUUGCCCUUGGGAUCUCCAUGACUUUUAUCAAUAUCCCGGUGGAAUGGUUUUCCAUUGGGUUUGACUGGACCUGGAUGCUGUUGUUCGGCGACAUCCGACAGGGCAUCUUCUACGCGAUGCUUCUCUCCUUCUGGAUCAUCUUCUGUGGCGAGCACAUGAUGGAUCAACAUGAGCGGAAUCACAUAGCAGGGUAUUGGAAGCAAGUUGGACCAAUUGCUGUUGGCUCUUUCUGCCUCUUCAUAUUUGACAUGUGUGAGAGAGGGGUUCAACUCACCAAUCCCUUCUACAGUAUCUGGACUACAGAUGUUGGAACAGAGCUGGCUAUGGCCUUCAUCAUCGUGGCUGGGAUCUGCCUCUGCCUCUACUUCCUGUUUCUGUGCUUCAUGGUCUUUCAGGUGUUUCGGAACAUCAGCGGGAAGCAGUCCAGCCUGCCAGCCAUGAGCAAAGUCCGGCGACUGCACUAUGAGGGGCUAAUUUUCAGGUUCAAGUUUCUCAUGCUUAUCACCUUGGCCUGUGCUGCCAUGACUGUCAUCUUCUUCAUUGUUAGUCAGGUGACUGAAGGCCAUUGGAAGUGGGGCGGUGUUACGGUCCAAGUGAACAGUGCCUUUUUCACAGGCAUCUAUGGGAUGUGGAACCUGUAUGUGUUUGCUCUGAUGUUCUUGUAUGCACCAUCCCACAAGAACUAUGGGGAGGACCAGUCCAACGGCGAUCUGGGUGUCCACAGUGGGGAGGAACUCCAGCUCACCACCACCAUCACCCACGUGGACGGACCCACCGAGAUCUACAAGUUGACCCGCAAGGAGGCCCAGGAGUAGAAGGCUGCAGCACCCGGCUGGGACUGUCCCCCAUGCCCUGGCCCCUCUCACUAGAGUGGGGAGCGUGCCAGAGAGCUCCAUGUGCAAACAAAUGCUCCGUCUCUGAGCUGUGGUUUCUUGGACCAGCGGCAUGGACGUUUGUCAGCUUGCCUUCUGACGGUCGCUCUCGGAGGAAGAGCCCUAUAGCCACUAAUGUGUAUGAUAACAAAACCUCUGGUAUGACACAUUUUUUGGUGAUCAUUGUUAAUUAGUGACAUAGUAACAUCUGUAGCAGGUGGUUAGUAAACCUCAUGUGUUGGGGGUGCGCUCCUUGGGGGAUGGUUUGGGCCAGAUGGGGUCUAUAUGGAGUGGAAUAUUUGACAAUUUCUUUUUCCUAUUUUAGAUUCUAGCAUAGAAUGUAACAUCCUCUGCAGUCCAAGAUGGGCUGGUGUCAUAGUCUUCUCACUCCUAGUCCAUGACAUGACCACUUUUUUUUUUUUCCCUAUUUAUAUCACCAAGUAGCCUAUUGAGUUAAUAUUUAAGUUGUAUCCCUAUUUUUAUGACAUAAUAUAAAGUAAUUGAAUUUCAUGAGAAGGUUCUGUUACACCAGGGGCAUUUCAGCUUUGAAACCAAAUCUGUAUAUCCAAUACUAACCAGUCUGUUGGAUGUGGGUUUUUAAAAAAUGUUUGCUAAACUACCCAAGUAGGAUUUAUUGUAUUAAAUGGCCUUUGGGUCUGAAAAGCUUUUUUAACCCCUUGCUUAAAAUGUGUUUUCUUUCCAUCAGAUGCUUCAAACAGCCUCUGAAAGUGUAGAUGCGAUCAUUUAAAUAAACCUGUAUGUAUAUGCCUAUAUGUAUACGCACACGUCGUCCUCCUGCUCAACCAGGACACGUGAAUGCAGAUUCUUCUCCAUGUUGCAUCUUUGGGGUGGAAAGGAAAUAGCUUUAUGAAAAAUUAAAGUAUUUUGCAUCAA
Molecule: messenger RNA, 2851 nt
Organism: Phacochoerus africanus (Common warthog)
Lineage: Eukaryota; Metazoa; Chordata; Mammalia; Artiodactyla; Suidae
Gene: WLS
Product: Wnt ligand secretion mediator
Exons: 12
Coding region: 275-1900 (541 amino acids)
Biological process (GO): Wnt protein secretion; intracellular protein transport; Wnt signaling pathway
Cellular component (GO): organelle membrane; endomembrane system
Molecular function (GO): Wnt-protein binding
Source: RefSeq, a predicted model, not a curated record